GCGCGCUCUCGUGGCCUCGCUGUCCCGCGGCGCCAACCGAAGCGCCGCGCCCGCUGCCGACAUGCUGCGCCGCGCUCUGCUCUGCCUGGCCCUGGCCGCGCUGACGCGCGCGGGCGCCGCCGCCCCGGAGGAGGAGGACCACGUCCUGGUGCUCAACAAGGGCAACUUCGAGGAGGCGCUGGCGGCGCACAGGUUCCUGCUGGUGGAGUUCUAUGCCCCUUGGUGCGGCCACUGCAAGGCUCUGGCCCCCGAGUACGCCAAAGCCGCUGGGAAGCUGAAGGCAGAAGGUUCGGAGAUCAGGCUGGCCAAGGUGGAUGCCACGGAAGAGUCUGAUCUGGCCCAGCAGUAUGGCGUCCGCGGCUACCCUACGAUCAAGUUCUUCAAGAACGGAGACACAGCUGCUCCCAGGGAGUACACAGCUGGCCGGGAGGCCGAGGACAUCGUGAAUUGGCUGAAGAAGCGCACAGGCCCGGCCGCCACCACUCUGCCUGAUGCGGCGGCCGCAGAGGCCUUGCUGGAGUCCAGCGAGGUGACCGUCAUCGGCUUCUUCAAGGACGUGGAGUCGGACUUUGCCAAGCAGUUCCUGCUGGCAGCGGAGGCUGUCGACGACAUACCUUUUGGGAUCACAUCCAACAGUGACGUGUUCUCUAGAUACCAGCUGGCAGGGGACGGGGUCGUGCUCUUCAAGAAGUUCGACGAAGGCCGCAACAACUUUGAGGGGGACGUCACCAAAGAGAAACUGCUGGACUUCAUCAAGCACAACCAGCUGCCGCUGGUCAUUGAGUUCACGGAGCAGACGGCCCCAAAGAUCUUCGGAGGUGAAAUCAAGACCCACAUCCUGCUGUUCCUGCCCAAGAGUGUGCCCGACUACGACAGCAAGCUAAGCAACUUCAAGACGGCCGCUGAGCGCUUCAAGGGGAAGAUCCUGUUCAUCUUCAUCGACAGCGACCACGCCGACAACCAGCGCAUCCUCGAGUUCUUCGGCCUCAAGAAGGAGGAGUGCCCCGCCGUGCGCCUCAUCACCCUGGAGGAGGAGAUGACCAAGUACAAGCCGGAGUCCGACGAGCUGACGGCGGCGAAGAUCGAGGAGUUCUGCCAUCGCUUCCUGGAGGGCAAGAUCAAGCCCCACCUCAUGAGCCAGGAGCUGCCCGAAGACUGGGACAAGCAGCCUGUCAAGGUGCUGGUUGGGAAGAACUUUGAAGAAGUGGCCUUUGACGAGAAAAAGAACGUCUUUGUGGAAUUCUAUGCCCCAUGGUGUGGCCACUGCAAACAGCUGGCCCCCAUUUGGGAUAAGCUGGGGGAGACGUACAAGGACCACGAAAACAUUGUCAUCGCCAAGAUGGACUCCACGGCCAACGAAGUGGAGGCCGUGAAAGUGCACAGCUUCCCCACGCUGAAGUUCUUCCCCGCCAGCGCCGACAGGACGGUCAUUGAUUACAACGGGGAGCGGACACUAGACGGUUUUAAGAAGUUCUUGGAGAGUGGUGGCCAGGACGGGGCUGGGGAUGAUGACGACCUGGAAGACCUGGAAGAAGCGGAAGAGCCUGACCUGGAGGAGGACGACCAGAGAGCCGCGCGAGACGAGCUGUGAGGCGCGGCGCGCACACCUGGCGGCCCAGACACGACCCCCACCCCCGGGCAGCACCGCCCAGAGGCGCGGCCUCCGGAAGCCCGAGGACCCUCCCGGCAAGGAGGGGACACCGACCGGAAGUGCAGGGAAUUUUUCUGAAGCAACACUUUAUCCUGACACGCGUAAAUUUAGACCCGUCUCUUACUUGUGCUUUUCAGUUUUUGGAAAGGGAUUUCUCUCCGGGCCAGCUCACUGUGGUGGGCUGUUUUUUUUUGUUGUUGUUGUUUUUUUGUUUGUUUUUAAUUGUGAUGUACUUUUUCGUACAUGGUUCUGUCCAAAGUGCUUGUUAAAAUGUCUCUGAAUCUCAUGCAGGUGAAGUCUCCUUCCUGUUAGGGUUUAUAGUAUCACUUUAAGAAAUUCCAUUUGUGGGAUUUUGAGACAUUUUUGGACGUCAGGGUGUCCCACUGUGGCCGGGCCUCCCUGGAGACUCCUGUCCCCUGUGUGGGAGGCGCCGGGCCAGGCCGGCCGGGUCCCUCUCCCCUCCUGCUGGUAACGCGUGACGGAGCGUGGGUCUCGUGUUGUUGGCUUAGAUGGCGAAUCUAGGUCUCCGUCACAGGGGCCUGUACGACUGGAGGGGGUGGUGGAUGCUGGCUGAGCCCAGGGCAGACCCGGGUGGCCCCCCUUCCUCCCCGAGCCAGGCUCCCCGGUGCUCUGUGACUUCCAGCACCGCCCAAGGCCUGCGGCAGGCACAGCCAGAACCCUCCAUUUCCAGGCUGGGCGACGGCCAAGGGUGCUUGAGCCGAACCACGUGCGGGCCGUUCUGCAGCCGUUUCUACCACGAUAUUGGAAUUGAAUACAUUGGCCAAAUAAAGUUGAAAUUUUACUA
This is a messenger RNA of Mustela lutreola (European mink), 2456 nucleotides long. RefSeq names its product prolyl 4-hydroxylase subunit beta (gene P4HB). Gene Ontology annotation, cellular component: external side of plasma membrane; endoplasmic reticulum. The record is from RefSeq and is a predicted model, not a curated record. NCBI's taxonomy places the organism in Eukaryota, Metazoa, Chordata, Mammalia, Carnivora, Mustelidae. Gene Ontology annotation, molecular function: protein disulfide isomerase activity. Gene Ontology annotation, biological process: protein folding; response to endoplasmic reticulum stress. The coding region runs from base 62 to 1591 and encodes 509 amino acids. The transcript has 11 exons.